Molecule: messenger RNA, 952 nt
Organism: Drosophila persimilis
Lineage: Eukaryota; Metazoa; Arthropoda; Insecta; Diptera; Drosophilidae
Exons: 2
Coding region: 48-728 (226 amino acids)
Source: RefSeq, a predicted model, not a curated record
AAUCAACUGCUGAAAGUCAACCAAUAUCAAUCAAUUAAUCGCUCAUCAUGGCCGAACGAGUUGGAGGACCCUUGAACUUGUACAUGUUUGUGUUGCACACUGGCCUGCUGAUGUCAUUCUUUAUUAUGAGCGGCAUUAUGCAAUGGAUGCUCCUUUGCAUAUACAUGAAGCAUGGACAUAUCGUGUACACGAUGAUUUUAUUCUUCGCCGCUCUGUUGCUGCUCACCUGCAUACACUUUAGCGAGUUCCUCAAGUACGGCAAGCCAUGGAACUACAUCGCCAUUCUCAGUUGCUACGAACUAUUGACCCUGGGAGUCACUAGCUUCAUUGUGGACAGUAGCGCUGGCGCCGCGAUAGGUGUCAUUAUGGGUGCAAUUUUAGUCUGGAGUGCAAUUCUGGCGGGAUGCUAUGCCAUCAUUCGUUUUGUCAAGUAUCCCAAUCCCUACAUAUUGGGCGGCGCUGGCGUUGUGGGUCUGAUGAUCUCCAUUACCAUGGUGGCCGUCGAUCAGGUCCUGGAUUCCAGGGUUUGCGGGGAAAUAGCCCUGUUCAUUGUGUUGCUAAGUGUUAUCACCAUGCUGGUCUCCCAUGUGCUGAUGACCUACGACAGCAGAGACGUACUCACGAAGGCGCUACAAAUACGUGGAAUGUACUACAGAAGUCACUGUGAAGCGCGCAAUCGAGGCUACAGAGGCGGUAACAUAUUUCUACAAACCUGCAUGGGAAAUUGAUUGACGUGUUGGAAUGCUGCAACGCCCACCUACCCACCCAUCGUUCAACAAUGAUGCCGUGGAGAUUCUCUUUAUUUGGUACAGCACAUGAAUCAUCAUCUAGCCUCAAUCACGUCCCUGACUCAUAAUACCUACGUGACUUGCGAUCUGAGUUCGAUUUCUGUUUGUGGAAGUCCCCCAUAUUUUUGACAGAUAAUAUACGUACUUGGUUUCAUAAACCUUUC